GACAGACAGAAGACAAGCAUGACAUGGAGCAGCAUCAGCACCACUGACAAGGAUCUCCCAUUCUGAGAGAGGACAAAAAGUAUUAAGGAAGAGGAGGGGGAGUGAGAGAGAGAGCAAGAGAGCGAGAGAGAGAGAGAGAGCGAGAGAGCGAGAGGGCGAGAGAGCGAGAGAGAGAGAGAGAGAGAGAGAGAGAGAGAGAGAGAGAGAGAGAGAGAGAGAGAGAGAGAGAGAGAGAGAGAGAGAGAGAGAGAGAGAGAGAGAGAGAGAGAGAGAGAGAGAGAGAGAGAGAGAGAGAGAGAGAGAGAGAGAGAGAGAGAGAGAGAGAGAGAGAGAGAGAGAGAGGAGAAAUAAGUUUCUUUGAAACGGAGGAAAGAAUAACAAAGGACAGCUGGGGGACUUUUUUUACACUUUCUUUUUUCUUUUCGGGCCAUUAUUACUGUCUUUCCUCCCUUUCCUACCCCAUCUCUCGGUGUCCCCCUUUCUCUUUCACUCCUCUUCUCAUCCUGGGUCUUCUGCCAGCUCCCGCCGUGGGGUCUCAGCUCUCCGUCACCUUCCCCCCUUCCCUUGCUCCCUACCUCCCACGGGCCUUGCUUGGAGCCUCCAGGCUCCUGCGCCGCAGGAGGAUGUCUCGCAGGGAGUCUCCCCCGCUGCCCUCACCGGAGCAACUCCUUGGAGUGAGGAGGCGGGAGGUGGAUUGCGACGACCGUCCGGAGCGCACCGAGCCGCUGUCCGAUUCCGAGAGGGAGAUCAUCCAGGACACUUGGGGGCAUGUGUACCAGAACUGUGACGACGUGGGGGUGUCAGUGCUCAUAAGGUUCUUUGUCAACUUCCCAUCUGCCAAACAGUAUUUUAGCCAGUUCCAGGACAUGGAGGACCCCGAAGAGAUGGAGCGAAGUAGCCAGCUUCGACAACAUGCUCGCAGGGUGAUGAAUGCCAUCAAUACUGUGGUGGAGAACCUAAAUGACCCGGAGAAGGUGUCAUCAGUGUUGGCCCUGGUGGGGAAGGCUCAUGCUAUCAAACACAAGGUGGAACCAAUAUAUUUUAAGAUAUUGAGUGGGGUGAUGCUGGAGGUGCUGUCUGAAGACUUUCCGGAAUCCUUCACGGCAGAAGUGCAGUUGGUGUGGACCAAACUCUUCGGUGCCGUGUACUGGCACGUGACUGGAGCCUACACAGAUGCGGGCUGGCUCCAGGUCUCCAGCUCGGCUGUGUGAAGGGUCAGUGUAGAGCUGUGCGGUGGACUCAAAAAAAUGAAAACAGAGAAUGACAUGUUGUUCCACAGUGUUUACUUUGCAAGUUUUGCAAGCAAGGUUUCGCAGAAGGUAGAUGAUGAUGAUGAUAACUCCAUUUGCUCAAUUGCUCUCUGUAUUUUUGCAACAUUUUGGAGUUGGGGCUUUAUUGCCGGGAUUUUGUUGACUACAUAUCCUGGAUAACCCCUAUUAAAGUAGGCUGGCCAACAUCUGCAAACACUAAUGACAAUUUAGCUCAAGUCAGUGAUGGUUGGAUAUGUGCUUUUAGACCCCCAUGGCUGAUAGUAAUUAUCAAGUCAACUGUCAAUUGUUGCCAACCCCACAAGAAAAGCAUAAGUAAUUUCCCAGUUUCUUGCCUGUAUAAUUUCCUCUUUGCUCUCAGACAUGUCAAGCACUUUUCUCCGAGACAAAAUGUUUCUGUAGACAGUUAAAAAAUGCAAUCUCGGGUCAUUCUCAUUAUCUCUAAGACUACUUGCGGGUCGCUAACCUUUCUAGAGAUUUACUGGAGAUUCAUUUUUCCUUUCAAAAAGCAUGGUGCUCAUUUUAUUCUCUGAAAUAAUUUAUCCCUCUGGUCAGCGAGCAAAUUUAUUCACAAGACAAACUAUUGAUUGUACAUAAAAGGUCAAAUAAUACACACGUACAAAGCUAUAUAUAAUGCCAGCCGGAAAAAAUGACGCAUCGUAUUGAUUUGAGAACAAGAACAACAUAAGACAUUAACAAUGAUUUGUUCUGCCAAAAACGUUUCUACUGUUGAAAAAAAAUAAAGAAAAAAAUGUUACUGUUAAAAAUGCAUCACUGCCUAUGGAAUACAGCUUAGUCUUCUGUUGCUGUUGACUUCCCACAUUUUGGUUUAUUGUAGCCUAAUCAGUGCCAAGGAAUAAACAGGACCUUUUUUUUUUUUUUGUUACUUAGUAUUAUUAUAAGAAGAAAUAGCCUCAGUAGUGUGUGCACGAAUCAAACACAGCCACCGCUGCUCCAGUUUCACUGCUCAACCAGGAGCCGUCAGCCAACUGGUAGUUUGCGUUUGGUCACUCUAGCACGAAUAGCACACUCAAGAUAAUUCCAAAACUGUUCAACUGAGAUGAGGUCAGGACUAUUGGCAGGCUCUUACAUUUUCUCUACUCCCAAAGGGAUUGCCACCAGUUGCCAUCUGUAUCUCUCUGCAGUGAAGCUGCACUCAAUGAUGACAGCCUCAUAGAUCCAGUGAUGAAGAUGUACCUCCAUCAAAAAGUUUUACAAUGUGCGCCUGUAGGUUAACGACAUGCAGUCUCAAGACAUAGAACCUUGGGCUGCAUCAUAAUCAAACUUGGCCAUCAGUUUAGAGAUUCUUUGUAGCUGGGCUCACUCCAAAUUAUUCAGCAACUUUCUUUUGCUGAAAAUCAACUUGAAGUUGCCUGCCAUGCAAAUUCUUCCAGUAGACACCAAAGACACCAGCAGAAUAGGCUGUGUGACAUCGAAAAAUAAUUAUUUAUUCCAAAAUUGCAUGUUCCUUACAAAUGAAAAUAAACAGGCAUUCCAGUGGUGAAAAAAAAGCAUAAUUGUGACAAAGAAAUAAUCUACAGAACACACUUGGGGAACAUGUUUUAUUAAUGUAAAUGUUUUUUUUAAAUAUCAAAAAUUAAACUAAGCUCUAAUGUUAUGUGCUUUAUUAACAUUUGCAGCUGAUCCAACUCAUACAACAAAGCAUGCGUUGAAAUUCUGCCUUGCCUUGGCUGUCUGUGUACAGUAAUUUAGGAAUAGUGGUUAAUGUUGUCAUUUCUUUAAUCCAAAUGUCUAUAAAUGCAGCAAAAAAAAAAAAUUAUCUGUGAAAAUUCAGUCAUGUUAUCACAAGAGAUGCAUCCCCAAGUCACACAUGCUUAUUAUAUGAUAUUUGAAAGUAAUGUCAAAUAUGUUUAGACAGGGAAGGAUUUAGAAUAGGGUCAAAUGUCAAAUGUUGAAGCCCUAACUUUGGGACCAUGGAACUGCUGACUGUUAUUUGCUUUUUACUCUUUCUGUCCUGUAAUCCUCAAAUUUAACGGGGCCGAGCUCCUCUUUCGCUCUUCAUCAACACAUUGUGCGCUCUAAAUAUCUUGCUUGAACUCUGUCGUUUGUAUAAGUGAACCGUGUGCAAGUGUACAUGUACUCUUCUGCUUUCCCAAUUCACUUCCACAUGAAUCCGUUUCGGCACCAAAGAGGGCUGUUCACUCGUUUUUUGUUUUUUCGGGCUUUACAUUGGAUUCACUCAUGUCACAUAAACACAAUGACAAUGAGAUAAAUGGAAAAUGUCCGCAGGUGGGCACGAUCAGCAGCCACGUAUGUGCACGUUUCAAGGACGGUCCUCUCCUUUGCUAAUAUUUACAAGCCUGUCACUUAGUUUAGACAAGCAGAUAGAUAUAACACAUUAAAGGCUCCAUUAAAGGCUUUAAAGACUCUUCCGGAGGUCUCGGAAACAGAGAGCAGAGUGCUGACAAGAAUUCAGUCAGGUUUUCUAGUAAAGCUACAGCAAAGAAAUGCCAUUUCUCGGUCUUGAUCAAAUUACAAAACUCCCAUGACCCACUCAUGUAACCUCUCGAAAUGAUGACAAUUUCAAGUCCCCAUCCGUCAAUUAAAUUCCCAAGCAUACACUGCAAAUCUGUUUAGGAUGGACAUUUGAUCCAAUCUUGAGCUUGCAUCUGCUUCACUGAUGUCCUGUUUCUUCUAUUCGACCUUUGUUGGCAUCAUCAUCUGGCGUUUACAAGGAGGCAAUGAGUCUCCGCUCCUCCUCAUCUGCUCAUUCAUCUACUUAACGUUACAUCCCAUUGCCUCGGUAAUGAUUAUUCUCCCUGAGCGCUAAAACACUUUUACGAAUGCCGUAUGCUGUCAUUCACUGAUAAAUCUUUUAUAAGCGUCCCUUCCAAUCAAUUACAAAGAUUGCAAUUAGUUUGGCUCCAAUAAUGACUUGGAAGAUUAAAAGAAAGAACUGACCUUUAAUUUUGGUUCUGACCCUGUUUUCAUUCAUGUGAAAAUCUACAACAUAUGAAAAUUCACAACUUGCCCAAUGAAAUUGAAAUUGACAUUUUACAUCUUAUUUUCCUUUUGUCUUGUUUUUUUUUUUGUCCAAUUAGAUCUCAGUCUUUCUGUGCCGUCGCGUUAAUCUAAUCUGGACCUUCAGAAUUAGUAAUGCUGGUUGAUGUCACUUAAAAUGUUUGUGAUUUAGGAAGAUUUAACGUUCAUCCUCACAAGAUCAGCAGAUGUGUUCUUCUUGAAGACCCAAGUCAUUUCCAAGUUUUAGCGAGAGGCUAUAAAACCUAACGACUGCCGAUGAUAAAUGAUCCGUCAGUUUAUGACUGGAUUCCAUGGUUGAAUAGUAAUAGUGUAGUUGUCAUCUGCAUGGCAAAAAAAUCAUAUAAAAAUCGUAUACAAACGCACUGUGGCUUCCUGCUCUUGCCGACCUACAGGUUUUGUGACAUUCAAUUUGCAUCACUUUUUCAUCAUUCUAUUUACACACACAAACACAUACAAGAUGCACACAUUCCUUCACACACACAUACUUGUGAUUGUGCAUUAAAUUAGCUGACAUGUGCACACACACACACACACACACACACACACACACACACACACACACACACAUACGUAUAUAUACAUACACACGUGUGCUCUUAUCUGUUUUGUUGUGAAAUUUUUCGAUCAGUUAUUAAAAGUGCAGACUUAAUUAUAUUUUUCUAAGUAUAUCUCUGAAGAUGGCCUGACAUAUCUGAAUAAUAUAUCAUCAUGUAAUCGUAUACUAUGUUGUUGGUGGGAGCAAGUGCAGUGGCUUUGUCGUAUUUCAAGCAUGUUUGCACACCUUGCCACAAACUUGUACCUCUGUAGACGUGACGAACAUGAAAACAGUUAAUA
Messenger RNA from Syngnathus typhle (broad-nosed pipefish), 5105 nucleotides. RefSeq names its product cytoglobin 2 (gene cygb2). The record is from RefSeq and is a predicted model, not a curated record. Gene Ontology annotation, molecular function: oxygen binding; heme binding; iron ion binding. The transcript has 3 exons. NCBI's taxonomy places the organism in Eukaryota, Metazoa, Chordata, Actinopteri, Syngnathiformes, Syngnathidae. Gene Ontology annotation, biological process: oxygen transport. The coding region runs from base 624 to 1211 and encodes 195 amino acids.